AUGGUCAAAAGGUUUUACACAGCAGCAAGAACACUGCAACGUGCUGUGAACCAUGUCAACAAUGCUAAAACCGUGACACCAGCAUCAUUAACGGCUGAAAAGCAUAUAUAUGAAAGGGCAGGACAAGUAGAACCAGGGCUGGAAAUAAAAGGUCUUUCAGACAUAGAAGCUGGUCUCAAGGAGCGGUAUUACAAUAAUUACUUGGUCCCAUCGAGAGACUGGUGCAAACAUAAUGGAAUCAACUGGUCUGGAAUUAAAGAUUGUCUGAACAUGGACCUUCGAUCAUUGUCUUUUAAGCAUCAAAAAAACCUGGAAUGGUACAUAGACGAUAAACUUUUCGAUUCGAAAAAACGCGAGUUUCGUAUUCUUCCUGAACGGCUUUUGCAAACACCCCUCGGCGUGGGAGAUGUGGUACUACUCCGAUCAAACCCAUCACAGCUGUGCAUGUGCGUCGAGGUUCCUACGGACGUAGAAAACCCGAGUUACGCUUUCGCAACUGUAGAUGGCCACAUCAAAUUCGGCAUGCGUAACAUGGUGCUUUUGAGAAUGCCUUCGUUCCACGAUAAAACGGUCGAUUAUCUCAUCCGACAGGAAAGUCCAUAUCAAGAGACACGAGUGGGCACAGUCAAAGACGACCCGAAAAAGACUUACAUUUUGCCGGUGCUAGCACGUCUGCUUUACACGUCUUACGUGCCUUUUGAGAUUACGAAAGAGGCAUGGACACGGAUGGCAACGGUUACCAAAAAACUGGAGCUUUUGCAUAGGUAUCUGCAACGCAGUUCUGGGCCGUGGCAGGUAUCCAUGUUCAAACUGUGCGAGUUAGUGUCGCUUAUAGACUUAGAAAAAAGUCGCUCCUCGCCUACUAAUGAAUACGUUGAAGAACUACUCACCAACGCCGAUGUAAUAUCGCACCAUGGCGUCUCUCAUCGGAAACCACAAAACACUGAGAAAACCAGCCACAUCGAUGCGGCCACUUUUCUCGCCACAUACUGGGCUGUGGUUCAGCAACAGGAGCAUAACCUAUGGGGAGAAAUCCAUCUGCAUAGAGCGAUGCUGACGCCGAUAAGUGUUACUGUACUGCCUUUGAGAACACGUCAUCUCUACUACGAAGCUGUUCUCAAGGAGUUGAAGAAGAACAAUUACGCCGAGAUUUCGCGAUUUGCUCACCACGUUAAUUCAAAUGAUCUGAAGUCGGCUAAAGACAACCAUCCCAAAAUUCUUCAGUUGUUACAAGACUACGCCGCUGGAAAUUUUCCGAAAAACGGUGCUAUCGUAACUAUGAUUUCGAGACUUUUCCGCAAACUCGAGCACUUUAAAAGCCAAGACAUCACCCGAGACUUAUGCCAUUCCUUAUUACAAAAGUUGGAGCCUGACUCACAUUCUAAUCCAUUACUCCUCAAUGAUGACGUUAAAUCACCAACUACUUCUGGCUCUCUUGAUCAGAAAAUUUUUGAUUUGACUCCACCCCGUCAAGUUCAAGAUACCUCAAAGAGGCACAAUUUUGGCGACAUGAAUGUUUAUUGCAUUGACUCGGAAGACGCGCAUGAAAUUGACGAUGGCAUUUCGAUCAAGAUGAAAAGCCCGACGACGUUUGGACUGUAUAUUCAUAUUGCUGAUCCUACACCUUUGUUUGCAGGUAGCAUUCAAGAGUGUCCAGACAACGAAGUCUGGAAAAUUGCAUUUGCACGAAGCUUUACGAGCUAUCUGCCGGACCGUGUGACCCCUAUGCUGCCAAAAACUUUCAGCAAGACCGGUGAUCUUGGCAAAGAUGGUGUGGCAUCCAGGACACUGACCGUUUCUGUGGACGUUGAUUGUCGGGGGGAUCGAUUGACUAUUUUGGAAGAUACCUUCAAAAUCGAAAAGGGUUUAGUGUCAAAAUUUCCGCGGGUGACGUACAAGAGCGUCGAUCGCUUGUUGCAGAAAAAAGGGGAUUCUACGGGCGAAAAGCAAGAGCUUUCUCAGAUUCUCAAAGUUGCGAAGAUGCUGCGGAAAAAAAGAGUGGAAGAAGAGGAUGCCAUCAUUUUUGGGGAGGGCUUCAACAAGGGCUUGGUCAAGGUCGAUACCAAUAGGAUAGAAAACAAAAAUCCCACCAUUUCAUUCGUGGAUCAAGUAGAGAGUGCUUCCACGCUGAUGGUCUCAGAGAUGAUGAUUUUGGCAAACUCACUUACAGGAAAGUAUUUUCGCGACAACAAAAUACCAGGUGUCUUUCGGUGUUAUGAGGAACUUGCCUUGAAGGAUUCCGCACUGCAAAGUUACAACUCGCUGCGGACUAUGACACACUCGAAAAGACUGCCGUCUGUGACGGACAUUGCAAAAUUGUCGUCAUUUCUAAACUCCAGCUUCUAUACCGGCAAAGCAGCUAGACAUCAUAUGAUUGGCGCAUCUGCAUACCUGACAAUGACAUCUCCGUUAAGGAGAUUUCCAGAUCUCGUGAACCACCUUCAACUACACGCUCAUUUGAACGGGGAGCCGUUGAGGUUUACGCAAACCGACGUUGACCGCAUGAUAUGGCACAUUCAGUCCCGCGAUGUUGUUUUAAAAAAGGCUGCACGGCAGUGUGCUGCUUACUGGACUCUCAAAUAUUUGAAAUCCAAACAAAGUGAGGAUCCACAUUUCAACUUAUCCGUUAUGGUCACAUCUGUUCCACAAAUGGGAUAUGUGCGCUGCAUGGUUCCUGAUCUAAGUGCCGCUCGCGGCACUCUGAAGCUGCGGCCCGACGCGCAUUCGAAAUGGGCAAUUGGCGACACAGUGACCAAUUGUAAGAUCAAAAGUCUAGACUGUUUACAGGGCACGAUGGAACUGGAAAUGCAGUGA
Lachancea sp. 'fantastica' is the source of this 2814-nucleotide messenger RNA. NCBI's taxonomy places the organism in Eukaryota, Fungi, Ascomycota, Saccharomycetes, Saccharomycetales, Saccharomycetaceae. The record is from the annotation of a GenBank genome assembly.